Messenger RNA from Solea senegalensis (Senegalese sole), 2983 nucleotides. RefSeq names its product protein shisa-6-like. NCBI's taxonomy places the organism in Eukaryota, Metazoa, Chordata, Actinopteri, Pleuronectiformes, Soleidae. Gene Ontology annotation, biological process: regulation of short-term neuronal synaptic plasticity; regulation of AMPA receptor activity. Gene Ontology annotation, cellular component: dendritic spine membrane; postsynaptic membrane; postsynaptic density. Bases 390 to 2117 code for a protein of 575 amino acids. The record is from RefSeq and is a predicted model, not a curated record. The transcript has 9 exons.
AGGGAGAGAGAGAGAGAGGUCCUGUUCUCUCGCGCUGCUGAGGCGUUUUGAUUCCGUGGCAGUGGCUGAGACAACGCGGUUACAGACCGCCGUGAACCCGUGUCACAUGAAGAAAAAGACAGAUUUCACCUGAAGGACUUUCGUCUCUGCUGCAGCCAAAAGUUUUUAAUCAAAAGAAGAAUAAACAUCUGGAGCCGCGCGAGAACCACACAGUGUGAAGAUGUUCUGCGCGUGUGAUGUGCGUAAAAGCCGCCAGUCACAGUCCGUGAGCGAGAAGUCGGCGCGUAAAGGUGGAGCACCUGCGAUGGACAAACCCGCCAGAAGCUGCACUCGGUAAAGGACGUGGACAGAGUGACACUCAGGACAGAAAACCACCAGCGUGUCCUCGAAUGAUGGGGACAAAGCACCUCCUGCUGCUUUUCAUCUACUUAGACCCGCUGAAUGUCCUGUGCGCCGCCGCCGCCGCUGCCGCCGCCACCACCAACAGGAAAACCAAACCCUCGCACAACCGGAACAACAAGUUGAAGGCGGUGAACGGCAGCAGCACCACCGCGGUCCCCGCGGCCGCGGCGGGGAAGAUCACGCAGCUGCAGGCGCCCGCGGUCCAGCACGACACGUGCCUGGGCUACUACGACGUGAGCGGCCAGUACGACAAGGAGUUCGCGUGCAACAACACGGACCACCGCUUCUGCUGCGGCAGCUGCUUCCUGCGCUUCUGCUGCGCGGACCGUGGCAAGCGGCUGGAGCAGAAGACCUGCACCAACUACAACACGCCGGACUGGAUCAAGACGCAGCCGCCGUCCCCGGCGCCCACGGGCGACACGUACGACCCGGAGCUGGACCAGACCAACGCCACGGUGUACAUCACGUGCGGCGUCAUCGCGCUCAUCAUCGCCAUUGGGAUUUGUGUUAAAGUUGCCUACGACAAAGCCACGAAGCCUCCUCAGGAAAUGAACGUGCACAGAGCUCUGGCAGAUAUUCUGAGGCAACAGGGACCAGUUCCUAUAUCUCAGUAUGAACACGAAAACAUCGCAGCAAUUGAUGGGUCGCCUAAAGACGAGACGCCGGUCAGAACCUUGAAGAAUCAUUACACACCUGUUCACGCCAAGGCGUCAAACCACGGUCACUAUGGGAAAGGAGGAGGCCAAGACAUGCACAACUACAUCUCCUCCGGGUUUGUGACGCUUGGACGUGGCCACUUGCAAGCGCAGCACUCCAUCGAUGAGUCGGGCAUGUCCUGGCAGGGCGAUCUGGACGUCCCCAUCUCCUACGGGAACCACCACCACGACUAUCAGCACAGUCACCUGGAUCUGACUGCGCUCACGCCCAAACUGGCCCACAGACAAAUGAGAUACGAGCGACCGCAGCGGAUGAACAACAUCCUGACCUCAGCCACGGAGCCGUACGACGUGUCGCUUUCCAGAUCCUUCCAGAACCUCAGCCAUCUGCCGCCCUCCUACGAGCUGGCCCUCCAGUCUGACCUAAGUGAUAAAGACAUUGACGACUACUACACGAGGAAGCAUCAUCAUCCCGACUUUGGCGGCCGGGGACCGACCCACAUGAUGAAGCUGAACGCAGACCCCAUGCAGCACCAGCAGCACCAGCAGCACCAGCAGCACCAGCAGAGGCAGCGUCCCCGCCGAGUCCAGCGGGCCAUGUCCCAGGACCACGUCCUGUCUCCUCCCAGGACGCCGCGGCGCGGAGACUACGGCUUGUCCUCUUACGGCGUGAUGGCGGCGACGGCGUACGGGAGCAGCCGCCACCUCUCCGAGGAGCAGCUCCUGUCCGCGGACCGCCUCCACUCCCAGGAUCCAUUGCUGUCGCCGGCGAUGAGGCGCGACAAGUUCCGGGAGAAGGCGAUGGCGCGGGCGAUGUCUCACGCUGACAUGCUGCUGCCGACCACGCCCGUCAUGGACCACCAUAAGGUGACUAAGAUGCACUCGCAACCCAGUGCCUCUAACGACUCCUACAACACGCUGACGGUCAACCACCAACCGACCACGUCCAAGAGGCAGGCGUUUGCCUCCCGACGGACACACACGGUGGACCACCUACAGUACAUUCCCGGCCACCACCACACAUACCGCACUGCCAGUAAGAACGAGGUAACUGUUUAGUCGUAAAAACAGGAUUCCUGAGACGAACCCCCAGACGAACAAACCUCCUGCGUUCAGAGCACUUCCCGCUUUUUAGCACAAGCUUCCUGUGUCAUCCAUAUUUUCGGGUAACUAGAAUCAAAGACUUUCCUCUCUUAGAGCAUCAUAAGGGCUUUGAGCGUCGACACAGAGUGGAUCCUUCAUGUCGAGGCGUGUUCGACGGCGUGAAAGUAAAUAUUUUUUAAAACCGACUGGACGUCGGACUGGAAGGGGAAUUGUGUCAACUUUAUAAAUAUAUAAAUACACUAUAUUUACUAUUUGUAUUUCCAGUCCUUGUUAUAGCUUUAGAGAUUCUUACUGACUGAUGUGAGUUGAGCACUUCAAGAGGUGCCUCUAAAACUGUCCCAUUUCAGUGACGGAAGGGGAUUCGUGGGUUAAAAAGCACAAUUAAUGAAUUCCCUUUUUUUGGGUUUGGUUAAUUUUCUUCUUUCUUUUUUUUUUUCCUAAACGGCCAGAACAUAUCAGCUUAUUAGUGAAAACAGAAUAUGUGUCUGUUGCGUACAAUAGAUGAUUGUAAAUAGGCUAUAUUAGCAGCAGUAAAAGAGAGUUUAAAAAACAACAAAAAAAGAAGCUGGCCUCAUUGAUGUUGUUUGUUUGUUUGUUUGUUUUUUCUCCUCCCACCUAGAAUCUAUAAUGGAUUCGCAAUUAAUAACUUUAAUUUUAGAUAAGUCAAAGAACCCUAAUUAGUAUUAUUUCCACAGAUGUCUGUGAAAUUGUGGAUCUAAUAUAAGUAUAAGGGGAUUUUUUUUUCUCUUUUUUUAAACCGUGCUUGUAGCGUACAAUGAUUGUGUCUGUUCACUCGAUUGGCAGCUUCAGCUAAAAAUGGA